CGCAACGAUUAGCCACAGCUCGCCGGGAGAGAAGUGUGUGUGUGUGUGUGUUGCGAUGGCGACGAGAACUCUAAGGAACCGAUUCGAAUCUCGCUUUUUGAUUCGCCUCCUUCAGUCUCCGUCGAGCUCCAGAUCCCUUCAAACCCUAGCCUACGAAGAAGUCAAAUCCUCCGGCGACGGGAAACACGAAUCCACAGCUCUCAUCCUCCACGGCCUCCUCGGCUCGGGACGUAACUGGCGAUCGUUUUCCCGCUCUCUCGCAUCGUCUCUCUCCGAUUGGAAGAUGAUGCUCGUCGAUCUGAGGAACCACGGGAGAUCGACGGAGGCGGAAGGGAUUGAUCCGCCUCACGAUCUUGUGAACUCGGCCAAGGAUUUAGCUGAUUUGGUGAAGGCGAGUGGGUGGAACUGGCCUGAUGUGGUGAUUGGUCAUUCUCUAGGAGGUAAAGUCGCGUUGCAGUUCUUGGAGAGCUGUGCUCGUGGUGAUUAUGGUGCUUCUGCUUCUCCUCCUAAGCAGGUAUGGGUGUUAGACUCUGUCCCUGGGGAAGUCAAGGCUGAACACAGUGAUGGCGAAGUUGAGAAAGUUCUCAAGACGUUGCAGAGUUUGCCUUCACCAAUCCCUUCACGCAAGUGGCUCGUGGAUCAUAUGGUGGAGCUUGGGUUUUCAAGAUCGUUAUCUGAGUGGAUCGGCAGUAAUCUCAAGAGAUCAGGAGACUCAGAGACAUGGGCCUUUAACCUCGAGGGAGCUGUUCAGAUGUUCAACUCUUAUAGAGAGACUUCGUAUUGGUCUUUGCUAGAGAAUCCGCCAAAAGGGACCGAGAUUUCUUUUGUGAUUGCUGAGAAGAGUGACAGAUGGGACCAUGAUACAACCACGAGGCUCGAAAGAAUUGCUAAACAGAGACAGAAUGUAUCAGAAGGGAAGGUGGCCACUCAUGUUCUACGUAACUCUGGUCAUUGGGUCCACACAGACAAUCCCAAGGGACUGCUAGAGAUUGUGAGUGCCAACUUCUUGUCCACGCACAAGUAGACCCUAUGAAAAUUGCCUCAGUCUUUGGUUUGUUUAUCUCUCUUCUUCUGUAUUUAGAUGCAGAAAUAGCAAAUUCAGUCUCGUUACUAUUUACAAAAUGAUUUGCGCUUGUGAUUUUCGUCUAUUUGUUAUUCUAUGCAAUUGUGUUUAUUGUUACAGUAUGGAUUGUAUCUGAUCCCUCUUAUUUAGAGAUGUGGUUUUGUUACAUGAUAUGAAUGUAACAUGAAGUGUGAAUCAAAUCCAUGCAAGCUCUUUUCUUCUUAA
Raphanus sativus (radish) is the source of this 1288-nucleotide messenger RNA. RefSeq lists its product as uncharacterized. The record is from RefSeq and is a predicted model, not a curated record. The transcript has 5 exons. Lineage: Eukaryota; Viridiplantae; Streptophyta; Magnoliopsida; Brassicales; Brassicaceae. Bases 56 to 1024 code for a protein of 322 amino acids.